Molecule: messenger RNA, 1587 nt
Organism: Adineta steineri
Lineage: Eukaryota; Metazoa; Rotifera; Eurotatoria; Adinetida; Adinetidae
Source: the annotation of a GenBank genome assembly
AUGGCUAAACCUAUCUUAUUUUCAUCAUUAACUACAAAACAUGAUGCAGAAGAUAUAAUACCAAAAUGGCUUGGUUGUCCAAGAAAAUCACAGAUUAUUGAUGGAAAAUUUGUUGCAUUUAAAAUGCCAAUAGUAGAUCAAAAUAAAGAUAUUGUUCCAAUACAUCAGCAAUGGUUAUGUAAAAUGUUAAUUCAGAAUAUCAAAGAUGAUAAUAAAAAGCUCGGUCUUGUCAUUGACCUAAAUGAUACAACACCAUACUAUACAAUUGAAACUGAAUAUAUUAAAAAAUAUAUACGUUAUGAAAAUAUUCCGUGUCAUGGGAUCGAUAAAGCUAUCGAUCUAUUUGCGACUGCUCGAUCACCAGGAAUUUUUAGUCAAAUCUAUCUAGACAAACUUAUUCAAAAGUACGGUGAUGAAAGCAUUAAAUCAAGACGUGCACCAUCUCUACCAACAUGGUGUUCAACUGGAUUAACUAAAUCAACUACAAAUAAACGACCACGUGAUGAUACGAACUCUGAAAAUGACAGAAAACGAACUCGACAUGAAAUAUACACAAAAUCUUGUCCAAAAUUUGCUGUUAAACUUGCUAAUGUUCUACCUAUCGAUUCAAAAUCAACUCUAGAUCGUAUUCGAUCAAAAUGCCAAGGAAUGUGCAAAUGGGAUCGACAAAGUUUCCCAGGUUCACAACCUGUAUCUAUGGAUUCUAACAAUUAUAGAAUGAUUUUGCAAACACCUUAUAAAGUCAGUUGGAAAGCAGAUGGUACUAGAUAUAUGAUGUUAAUCGAAGAUAAAAAUAAUAUCUAUAUGAUCGAUCGUAAUAAUGAUGUAUUUCAAAUAAAGUAUCUAUGGUUUCCAGAAGUCCCAGAUUGUACAAAUCAUUUAGAGAAUACACUUCUUGAUGGCGAAUUUGUGAUUGAUAAGGUUGAUAACAAAGAGAUUUAUCGAUAUUUAGUUUAUGAUAUCGUAUACUAUAAUAAUGAAAAUGUCAGUCAACAAUCAUUUACAAAACGCAUGGAAAAAUAUCAAAAUAUUAUUAAAGUUAGAAACGAAGCUGUAAUCAAGGGUCAUAUUGAUGACCGUUCCAAACCAUUUUCAAUACGUGCAAAAGAUUUUUGGGAUCUAUCAGCAGUUUCGGAAUUACUCGGUGAUAAAUUUCAAUCACAACUUCUUCAUGAAAGUGAUGGACUUAUAUUUCAACCGGUUAAUGAUCCUUACAUAUCCGGUCGAUCUUGGCGAAUAUUAAAAUGGAAAACAGAUAAUACAAUUGAUUUUCAAUUGAUAAUUGCUAAUAAAAGAAAAUCACACGAAAAAGAAGCUCUUCUAUAUUUGAAUAAUAUGAGAGAGUCAUACAGCUCAAUGCCUUACUCAUCGAAAUUAGACCAAUAUCAUAACAAAAUCAUUGAAUGUUCCUAUCAAAAUAAACAAUGGAUGUUCUAUCGACAUCGCAGCGAUAAGACAUAUGCUAAUGCAAAAGCUACAGCUGAUGGUGUUAUGAAUGCAAUAAAACAUUCUAUAUCCAAAGAUCUUCUAUGUUCUAUUAUAAACGACGAUAUAGCAUAUGCAAAUUAUUUAUUGGAAUUAAGUUAA